Molecule: messenger RNA, 6193 nt
Organism: Sorex araneus (European shrew)
Lineage: Eukaryota; Metazoa; Chordata; Mammalia; Eulipotyphla; Soricidae
Gene: DTNA
Product: dystrobrevin alpha
Exons: 22
Coding region: 470-2509 (679 amino acids)
Biological process (GO): synaptic signaling
Cellular component (GO): plasma membrane; synapse
Molecular function (GO): zinc ion binding
Source: RefSeq, a predicted model, not a curated record
GGAUGAGAUCAUAGUUUCAGGAUCCUCAGGAAACCCUGGUACUGGCAGCAGCCAGCCUCUGCUGUGCCCACAUGACCCACAACUCUGGCAGCGGACCCGGCACUUCCAACAUUAUUAAAUAAUAAGAAAGCGGCUCCUACUCCGAGCCCAAACCUCCCUACAGACCCAUGGACACCUUCUAAGAGUUUGGCGAGUCGGAGACGGGGGCGUCGGUCCAUCGCAAGCUCAGUUAAAACUUGAGUCUGAAAACCUUGUCACUGCUGUGAGGAUCGUGCUACCAACAUCGCAUCCAAAGACCUAUGCUCAUAUAGGACCUAUUUCUGGAGGAUACACUAGAGAGAAAUAGGAUUUACCAGUCUCUGAAUGAAGUGCUUGAGAAGACUUUACAUGCCAUAGUCAACUGCAAUUUCAAAGAAGAGAAAAUAGAUGAUUUCGGAAAGUUCAUGCUGUUUCUCCACUGAAUUUUAGAAUGAUUGAAGAUAGUGGGAAAAGAGGAAAUACCAUGGCAGAAAGAAGACAGUUGUUUGCAGAAAUGAGGGCUCAAGAUCUGGACCGUAUCCGACUCUCCACGUACAGAACAGCAUGCAAACUUAGGUUUGUUCAGAAGAAAUGCAAUUUGCACCUGGUUGACAUUUGGAACGUCAUAGAAGCUUUGCGGGAAAAUGCACUGAACAACCUGGAUCCAAACAUAGAACUCAAUGUGGCCCGCUUAGAGGCUGUGCUCUCCACCAUUUUUUACCAGCUCAACAAACGGAUGCCAACCACUCACCAAAUCCAUGUGGAACAGUCCAUCAGCCUCCUGCUCAACUUCCUGCUGGCUGCCUUUGACCCGGAAGGCCAUGGUAAAAUUUCAGUAUUUGCUGUCAAAAUGGCUUUAGCCACCUUGUGUGGAGGGAAGAUCAUGGACAAAUUAAGAUAUAUUUUCUCAAUGAUCUCUGACUCCAGUGGAGUGAUGGUUUAUGGGCGAUAUGAUCAAUUCCUGCGAGAAGUCCUUAAAUUACCCACAGCAGUUUUUGAAGGUCCCUCAUUUGGUUACACAGAACAGUCAGCUAGAUCCUGUUUCUCUCAGCAGAAAAAAGUGACGUUAAAUGGUUUCCUGGACACGCUCAUGUCAGAUCCUCCCCCACAGUGUCUGGUUUGGCUGCCCCUUCUCCAUCGACUGGCCAAUGUAGAAAAUGUUUUCCAUCCAGUUGAGUGUUCCUACUGCCACAGCGAAAGCAUGAUGGGAUUUCGCUACCGAUGCCAGCAGUGUCACAAUUACCAGCUCUGUCAGGAUUGCUUCUGGAGGGGUCAUGCCGGCGGUUCCCAUAGCAACCAGCACCAAAUGAAGGAGUACACCUCAUGGAAAUCACCUGCUAAGAAGUUAACGAAUGCAUUAAGCAAGUCUCUAAGCUGUGCUUCCAGCCGUGAGCCUUUGCACCCCAUGUUCCCUGACCAGCCUGAGAAACCACUCAACCUGGCCCACAUUGUGCCUCCCAGACCUGUAACCAGCAUGAAUGACACCUUGUUCUCUCACUCCGUCCCCUCCUCAGGAAGUCCUUUCAUUACCAGGAGUAUGCUUGAGAGUUCAAACCGGCUUGAUGAAGAGCACAGGCUGAUCGCCAGGUAUGCGGCAAGACUGGCAGCGGAGUCCACUUCUUCUCAACCAGCUCAGCAGAGAAGCGCUCCUGACAUCUCCUUCACCAUCGAUGCAAAUAAACAGCAAAGGCAGCUGAUUGCAGAACUAGAAAACAAGAACAGAGAAAUCUUACAGGAGAUCCAGAGACUGAGGCUGGAACACGAACAGGCUUCCCAGCCCACUCCCGAGAAGGCACAGCAAAACCCCACUCUGCUGGCAGAGCUCCGGCUCCUCAGACAGCGCAAGGAUGAGCUGGAGCAGAGGAUGUCUGCUCUCCAGGAGAGCCGGAGAGAGCUAAUGGUUCAGUUAGAGGGUCUGAUGAAGCUUCUAAAGACGCAGGGGGCAGGCUCUCCUCGCUCCUCCCCCAGCCACACCAUCAGCAGGCCCAUCCCCAUGCCUGUCCGGUCAGCAUCUGCCUGUUCCACCCCGACUCACAUGCCUCAGGAUUCUCUCACAGGGGUCGGGGGAGAUGUGCAAGAGGCGUUUGCACAAAGUUCAAGAAGAAAUUUAAGGAAUGACUUACUCGUGGCGGCAGAUUCCAUCACUAACACCAUGUCCUCUCUUGUGAAAGAGCUGAACUCAGAGGUGGGAAGUGAAACCGAGAGUAAUGUGGAUUCUGAAUUUGCACACACUCAGUUUGAGGAACUGGUUCCAUCACCAACCUCUGAAAAGGCUUUUCUAGCCCAAAUCCAUGCCCGAAAACAUGGAGAAGCUUCCCCAAGCACCAUGCGCAGUGACUUGGUUACAGAAGAUGGGGAUCCCUACGUGCGGCCUGAAGAUGAAAACUAUGAGGAGGACUCAGUCCGGCAGCUGGAGAAUGAGCUUCAGAUGGAGGAAUACCUGAAACAGAAGCUGCAGGAUGAAGCCUACCAGGUCAGCUUGCAAGGUUGAAUACAAUAUCCUUUUAUCACUCUCCUCUCAAGCAAGCUAUAGUCAGACAGAUGAUGAAGGUAACAUGAAAACUGAUGAUGAAGGAAAGCGCUGUGCACACCCACAGAGGAGAAGACAGCAGCCUGGCAGCAACCUCAUCGAAGAGAGAAAUCACCACCAUUCGCACCCGCUCCCAGCAGACCCCCAUCCCUAAGAUGUGUUCUGCCGACCAUAGUGCAGCUAACUUAUUUGUUCUAAAAUUUGUAGUCCGUAGGUGUGUGUUUGGAGAAGAAAAACAAACAAAAACAAGAUUUCUGUUGGAUGCUAAUAUAGCUACAUCUUCUGUAACAUGACUCAUCCCCUGGUUAAAAUUAAACAGGCUGAAACCCCAGCUGCCGUUUGUCACAGUGGCAGUGUUAACAAGCAUCUCAAACCUUUGCACAUGAUACUGAACCUGUUCUGUUUACAAUGACACUAUUAAUAACUGUUUAUAGCUAGAAAUGUGAUUUCUGGAAUUCUUUGAGAUUUUAGCAAAACUGUUUCUUAUACACUGUACAUUUUGUCCCCGUGGCAAUUGGAAAAAAUAAAACCACUAGCAGAUAGUCACUGAAACCCUAAAGGAUUUGGUUCCUGAGUAGUCAGGCUCAGAGCUUGGACACCAAGAAGGCCUGUGGCCUGUAUCACCCGCUAUUGUCACCAAGUCUCUAAGUGAGGACUUGGACUGAGCAUACCAAGAAAAUCCAGGCUCGGGGGCCUCUUUCCAACCUGGGGUAUUUUUUUUUCUUUCAAGAUACUCUAAUGAAUCAGCCAUAGAACUUAGUGUAAAUAUUUUUUCCGAAUAGAUAUCAUAUUCAAAACAAAAAAAGGCAACAUUCAAAUGAUAUAGAAUCUAGUUUUUAAAAUCAGCACAGAUCUUCUUAAAAACUGUGAACUAUGUUUUGAAAUACUCGUUACUAAGCUGUUUAUAAACCACAGGUGCCAUAAGAUCCACAAUGGACUCAAGUUCUCCACACCCUUCCAUGGUCUUGUUCCUCUCGUCGUAGCUUUAGGGAGCAUGCCUCUAACCGCACUGCUCAUUCAUUCACAAGUUCCCUUAUCAGGUUGUUUGGAGGCCUUCAGCUUUAAAUGUACAGGCUUAAAGUGCGCUUGCAAACGUUCGCUAUCCUUUCCUUUCUGAAUGUGUAUUGCCUUAGCCUGCUACCUGAUGUUCUGCAUGCAGCCUUCUGUGGUCAUGUGAGAGGAAAUAGGUACAAGUGGGAUUUUGCACUCAAUGAAAAGCCUACGUGCAAAAGGACUGUAGGAGAAGGGAGUAUGAAAGAUACUGGGGUUGGUCUUCUCUGAUGGCCCUCCUUGGGGGGAGAGGGGAGGGGCUGGCGCACAGAGGAACUCCCUUAGAGAUUUUGGCAAAAUUGAAAGUAAUCAUCUUUUGCCUGUUUCAAGAUUUGGUAACACUAAAAACAACUUGCAACAUACUAGGGUACAGUAAGUAGCUUUGCAGCUUCUCUGGAAUUCCUUUUUCCUUUAAAAAAAAAAAAAGAACAUUUUAGACACCAGUUGUCAAAGGGUGUUUCCGGGACCAGCAGCAUCCUCAUCACCUGGAAAUUUAUUAGAAACAAACACUGUGCCCCAAUCUAGGGUUUACAGAAUCAGAAACUCUGGAGGUCAAGCCCAGAAAUCUGCAUCUUAAUAAGACCUGCAGGUGACUAAUAGAUAGUACAGGCUGAGAAACACUGCUAUAGAAUAAAAUUACAUCAUAAAAAUGUCUGUCAAAGCCUUAGUCGAAAUUAGUAAGAGGUUCUGAGUCAACCUCAAAGCUGUUGCAACUUAUUUUGCUUUCAGGGCUGACAUACACUUUUUUCCUACCCCGCCUAGUUCAUAGCUGGUGGGUGUCCAGCUGAGAACAGAUCUGAUAUAUUCAAGCUUCCUCUUCAAGAUGUCCCUGUCUCUGCAGUUGGUCACACGCCUAUCUCCUUAGCUACCCUUUGGGACAAAAUCGCUUGCCUGGGAGCUUGUACAGCUCUUGGUUGGCCUUAGUAAGGAACCCAUUCCAGCCAUGGAUGGAAUUCACCCUAUUCCCCUCCAGAGAACCAGCCUGACAGACGCCCUAGAGAACAGGCUGAUACCAAAGUGGCACAACUGCACAGUUCUCAGAUUUCUUUGCACAGAUGGAUUUGAUUGCGGGUUUUGUUGGUCGAGUUUAAUGUUUAUCUCCUUCCCACUGCCCAUUCGCUGUUGGAGCUGCACAUCUCUAGAUGGUGCAGGUGGCCACGCGUGCCUCAUACUCAGCACUUAAAACCACUACAUCCCAGCUACCUACAUUGCCGUCAGCUCUAAGAUAUCGCCAGGUUGUUCUUGAACACAGAACUCUGGCCCUGUGGUCAUGAACCUCAAACUGGAAGGAGCUGAUCUAUAUUGUCACUUUGUCUUUCUACAUAGAUGUUUGUCGAAGGUGUGAACUUGUUUUACUGAUAACCUCCCCCCUUGUCAUAGCUUUCAUUGACAGCUUCGUCACCAGUGGUUGAUUCCAGCGUACAAAGCCACUGCAAGGACUCUGGAAAUUGCUGCCCAUGACCAAUUCCUGACUAACCAGCCACCUUUUCUUUCUCUUAGCUCCGCGUCAGCACUGAGACCAGACUCAAGCACCCCUGUCCUGUAACCGAGACAAAAUGGCGUGUAUUAUUUUGGGGUUUUGUAUUUUUGGGUGGCUUUAUUUCCUUGGCUCUCCAAAUUUACUUUUGGGGCCUGUCCUAAGUGCAUACCCAGUAGGUUUUCUCUGCCCUGUCCAUUAGAUACCAUUAUAUCUCCCAGGGGGGCGUUUAUUUCUUUCCACGAUGAAUUCCACACCCAUCCCCAUCAGAGAUGAUGGCCUAUUCUUGAGCACAGGUCUAACACAACCACUCCCUCCCACGCAGAACCACGUCAAUGAGGGAGGAAAGAGGGUGAAACCUACUAUAUGGGAUUCAGGAAUCAGUUGUGUGGUUGGUCUGGAUGGAAGUCGGGGUAAGUUUGGUUGGUCCGAGAGAGAUGUGCUGGAGAUUGUGAAAAAAAUGGAUUCUUGAAUGAUCUAUUUUAAGGCAGGGAAGGUUCCUUUGUAAGUAGUAAUGUGAACUGAAUUGCAUAAGAGUGUGGCCUUUGUUGUGAUAUACUCUGUAUUUUCUUAUAUGCAUGAGCCAAAGUGUUGCAUCAUAAGUUAGCACUGAUGUCUACUUUUAUUUUGAUCAUCUUUGUUCACCCUUAUUAGUUCUUGGCUGUUAACUGUAGAUAGCCCUUGUAAAUACAGCAACCUUCGGUUGCUGCAAUCACUUUGGUUGAUUCCACACAAGGAGCCACAAACAAAAACUACACUGUGUCCUCAGAAGAUAGGGUAUUUUUACUUUUGAACCAAAAAGAAAAAAAAAAAGAAGCAUUACAUCUUAAGGCUAAUUAACUGUAAGGCAUUUUUAAUUAUGACUACUGUAAUUUGACACCGUUUGAAAUAACAAAUUCAGAGACACUAAAAAUUUCACAAUAUUCAUUGGUAUUGUAAUAAAACUACUAUUGUAUGGAUUUUUUUGUAAUGCUGUUAAGUAUUGUUUUGUGUGUGUAUGUGUGUGUUGGAACCUCCUGGGGACAUGUUCUAUUUUGAAGUGAUUAAACUAUUUAAUUGUGUGUCUAUAUUUUGGAAUGAAAUUAUUUCUUCAUUAAAAAAUGUUUUUUUAAAUGCUA